UUUGAAAUUUCGUCGCCAAUGUUAACCAUAGCAUUUGACAAUAUCGCAGUGCUUAGCACAGAUAGCAACAGAGUUCUAGUUCGUUUUCCUAGUUACGAAAUAUAAGCGGGAGUGCAUUCUCGUCCGGCACAUAUAUGUUUGAUCUUAUCUAGCGUUAGAAUUCCGCUGUAUGCGGAAACCCGAUGCUCAUUGCAGUUAUCUAUCGAUAUGAUUAUCUGGCCUCGAGUUUAUUUAAAGGUAGCAAAGUCUACCAUGUCCCUUAGAGUUUGCUAUCUGUAUCAGAGAUAUACUAGCUACAAACUGACCAAAAAUGAGCUCAGAGAAGAAAGACGCCAGUGAGCUUGCCAUCAAGCAAGUAAGCUCGCAAGAAAACGGGAUAAGCACGUUUAUAUCACCAAACACGGGCAAACCUGUUGUUAUCACGGGUGAUGGAGAUGAUGCAGUUGCGUACGCAGAAAAUUAUGAGGACUCCUUUGAACUAGACCCCGAGGAAGACAAGAAAUUGCUUCGAAAAAUUGAUUUGUACUUGUUGCCCUUGAUCUGUACAACUUAUUGCGUGCAGUUUAUGGAUAAGCAAACAAUCUCCUACGGUGCAAUCCUCGGUUUGAGGACCGAUUUGAACAUGGUUGGUGACCAGUAUUCGUGGGCCGGAUCGGCGUUUUACUUUGGCUACCUUUUUUAUGAAUUUAUCGGCUCCUACACACUUCAGAGGUUCAAUCUUUCAAAGAUGUUGUCUAUAUAUGUGGUUCUUUGGGGAUUGAUUCUUUGUUUGCAUGCGGUUCCUCAAUAUGCUGGCUUUGUUGUCUUGAGAGUAAUUUUGGGUGCGCUUGAAUCCUCUGUCACUCCCGCAUUCAUGAUCAUCACGUCCCAAUGGUACAAAAAAGAAGAGGUCUUUUUCAGAACAGCGCUCUGGUUUGCUUGCAAUGGUAUUGGCACAUUACUUGGCUCCGGUGCAAUUGCUUACAAUGUUUACAAGAACAUGGACAGUUAUAGUAUCAGUCCUUGGAAGUUGAUCUUUAUUAUAACAGGAACAAUCACCAUAGCCUUGGGUGUGGCAAUAUUCUUCCAUAUUCCAAGCAAACCAACCGAUGCUUGGUUUUUGACGGAGAAAGAAAAGAAAAUGGUGGUAGAAAGAAUCAGAAACAACCAGCAAGGUUUCGGUAAUAAGCACUUCAAGAAAGAGCAACUCAUUGAAACAUUGUUGGAUCGCAGAACCUGGAUUUUGUUCGCCAUGGGUGUCUUGGGUAACAUUCCAAACGGAGGUUUGACUAACUUUGGUUCCAUCUUGUUGAACGAAAAGCUAGGAUAUUCAACCGGAGAAAGUUUGUUGAUGGGAAUGCCAUUUGGUGCAGUAGAAAUAGGUGGUCUUGUUUUGAUCUGCUACUGCUACAGGUUUUAUCCGUAUCGCUUGUUCUGGUCGGUUUUGACGUUCUGUAUUGUCUUGAUGGCCACAUGUUUUCUUGCUUUCUCCGACAAUCAAACGUUGCAAUUCGCUGGGUACUCGAUGACAUCUCUCUUGGCAAUUUCCUCUAUUUUUAUUUUGUCGUUGAUUGCCUCAAAUUGUGCUGGGCAUACAAAAAAGGUCACCACCAGCGCUAUCUAUUUAAUCGGAUACUGUGUGGGUAACUUAAUUGGUCCACAGACAUUUGUUUCUAAUCAGGCACCUUCUUAUACUAGCGCUGUGGUGGCAAUGGUGGCCUGUUUCAGCAUAGUUAUUGUGUUGAUGUUGAUUCUUUGGGUUGACUACUAUCUUGACAACAAGAGACGAGACGCAAACAUGGAUAGCGAUUUGGUCAGAGAAUUCCAGCAGCUUGAAAACCAUGAGUUUGCUGAUUUGACUGACAAACAAAACCCUCUUUUCAGAUACACCAUUUAGUUCGCUUUAUGGACUAAGUAUAGGAUAUUUGGUAAUCAUAAAGAACUAGUUGUAUUCUACUCCUGUAUCUAAAGUUGAAGUGUUGAAGAGGUUAGACUUUUGUAACACUGAAACUUUAGCUGUUAGGCUAUCAAAACAAGCCUUCAAGACGACAAUUUGCCCAUCAACAAGGUAUGAUGUGCAUUCUUGUGGAAAAACGAAUACAUAUUGUGCAGAGCAACGUUUAGUGCGUGUCCAGCAAGCUCUUUUUUUUGUUAGAUUCAUCUGAUUAGAGGGGCAAA
Metschnikowia bicuspidata var. bicuspidata NRRL YB-4993 is the source of this 2157-nucleotide messenger RNA. RefSeq names its product MFS general substrate transporter. Gene Ontology annotation, molecular function: dipeptide transmembrane transporter activity; allantoate transmembrane transporter activity. The record is from RefSeq and is a predicted model, not a curated record. Gene Ontology annotation, biological process: allantoate transport; transmembrane transport; dipeptide transport. The transcript has a single exon. Gene Ontology annotation, cellular component: plasma membrane. NCBI's taxonomy places the organism in Eukaryota, Fungi, Ascomycota, Pichiomycetes, Serinales, Metschnikowiaceae. Bases 311 to 1876 code for a protein of 521 amino acids.